Ramularia collo-cygni is the source of this 1128-nucleotide messenger RNA. RefSeq names its product probable acyl-CoA thioesterase. Gene Ontology annotation, molecular function: fatty acyl-CoA hydrolase activity. Bases 1 to 1128 code for a protein of 375 amino acids. The record is from RefSeq and is a predicted model, not a curated record. NCBI's taxonomy places the organism in Eukaryota, Fungi, Ascomycota, Dothideomycetes, Mycosphaerellales, Mycosphaerellaceae. Gene Ontology annotation, cellular component: mitochondrion. The transcript is spliced from 4 exons. Gene Ontology annotation, biological process: acyl-CoA metabolic process.
AUGUCUCAAUCUUAUCACAGCGUGAUCUUGCCCCUAGGCAAAGACCCAUGGCUGCUGGACACAUAUAUGAAUGCUUCUGGUCAUAUUCGGAUUGGAGCUCUUCUCAUGGAUCUUGAUGCUCUUUCUGGUGUUGUUGCGUACAAUCAUACCGGCGAAGGAGUUUCCACUGUGACGGCUGCAUGUGACCGAAUCACGAUCAACAAUCCGCUCACGGAGAUUUGUGAUUUGGAGUAUAGCGGCAAAGUGACAUAUGCGGCAGGUAGAAGCAGUAUGGAAAUCACACUCCAGGUUGCCAAAGCACCAAAGGAAGGUGAGACCGCGAGAGCUGAGGAUGUACUCCUUACGUGCCAGUUCACCAUGGUCUCUCUAGACCCGGGAACGAAGAAGCCUGUCAAUAUCCCUGCCAUCCGUCCCGAGACAGAGGAGGAGAGGCAACUCUACGCCCAAGGCGAGGAGAAUAGCAAGCACCGGAAAGAGCUGCUCCAGCGAUCACUACUAAAGCAGACGCCCAACGAUGAGGAAAGUGACCUGAUCCAUGCCAUCUGGCAAAGGCAGUUGAAAUGGCAUGACCCAAAUGAUCCUCUUCGUCAACCGUCGAAUGUCCAGUUCAUGGAUGCUACGAGGCUCAGCACGGCGAGCAUUAUGCAGCCUCAGUAUCGGAACAGGCAUCAAUUCAUGAUCUUUGGCGGCUUUCUGCUCAAGAGUACCUUUGAACUUGCAUUCUGUUGCGCAGCCAGUUUCGCCCACGUUCGACCCACAUUUGUAUCGCUUGAUCCAUCGACGUUCCAAAAUCCCGUGCCUGUUGGUAGCGUUCUAUAUCUAACCGCCACAGUCGUUUACACCGAUCCACCAGUCGUCGCAGGCGAGGGUGAUAAUUCUGGAACACCACCACAGACCCGCGUCCAGGUACGCGUUGACACCAAGGUUCGAGAUGUAGAGCACGGCCAAGCGAAGCCCACUGGACAGUUCAACUAUACCUUUACUGUGGAUAGAGACAUCAAGGUUAUGCCGAGGACAUAUUCAGAGUUUAUGAUGUAUGUCGAUGCAAGAAGAAGGGCAAAGGCUGUCGUAGCGAGCAUGAAGGCUGGCGACACUGACAGUGGUGAGAAAGAGCGGCUUACUGAGUAG